Messenger RNA from Colius striatus (speckled mousebird), 882 nucleotides. RefSeq names its product Ig heavy chain Mem5-like. Gene Ontology annotation, cellular component: external side of plasma membrane; immunoglobulin complex, circulating; blood microparticle. The record is from RefSeq and is a predicted model, not a curated record. Gene Ontology annotation, biological process: complement activation, classical pathway; innate immune response; phagocytosis, engulfment. Gene Ontology annotation, molecular function: antigen binding; immunoglobulin receptor binding. NCBI's taxonomy places the organism in Eukaryota, Metazoa, Chordata, Aves, Coliiformes, Coliidae.
AUGGCGGCCGGGCCGGGGCCGUGGCUGCUGGGCUCGGGCUUGGCCUUGGGGCCGGCAGGCGUGUGGGCGCAGCUGAGGCUGGUGGAGGCCGGCGGAGGGCAGCGAGCGCCCGGGGACUCCGUGCUCCUCUCCUGCCGCGGACACGGCUUCAACUUCGGGACAUGCGCAAUAAGAUGGUACCGUCAGGCACCCGGAGGCAGGCUGGAGUGGGUGUCCUUUAUCUCCCCUAGUUCAUCACUGAUUCAACAUGCACCGGCAGUGAAUGGUCGAGCCUCUGUGUCCCGGGACAAUUCCCGGUUUAGGACAGCUCUGUCUCUAAGUGCCCUGAGCCCACAGGACUCUGCCCGCUACUUCUGUGCUGUUCGCUGGUGGGGUCUCAGUGUGAGGACAGAUAAGCUUAUUUUUGGAAGUGGGACGACUCUCACAGUUGAGCCAAACAACAUAAGGAGUUCUGACCCACAAGUCAUUGUGAUGAAGUAGAAACUGGAAGAAGAUGGCAACACCGAGAAAGUAGCUUGUUUGGCAAGGAAGUUCUAUACAAAGAAUGUCAUCUUGGAGGUGUCCUCUAAUGAAGUCAUAUAUGAGCAAAAUACCCCCGUUUUGACAUCAGAAGGGUUGUACGAUACCAUUAAGGUGGUCAGUGCAACAAAAGGCACAGAGGUGGCUUGCACAGCCAAACACGAUGGCAAAGAAGCAUUGCUAGAAAAGGAGGCUGAAGAAUCAGUAACAGGGAACAUUUGCAACACCACAGACAUCUCUAUGCAAGAUGCUGAAGGGGAGAAAACAAACAUGCUCUCUGUGACUGUGUUGGGCUUGAGAGUCCUGCUGGCAAAAAGUAUUGCCUUCAAUGCACUCAUGAGCAUCAAGCUGUUUCUUUUCUGA